AGAGGAGUGAGGCUGCGGGGCAGAGACUGAAUCUCUAGGGUGAUCGCGAACGCACCUCUGACUUUGGUUGAUAAGUGCAGCAAGGCAGUCAGGGUUGGGGAAUCUGCCGGCGGGGGGGAGGCAGCGAGGGAUCCAGAGGAGAGCCGUGGAUGCUGGUGUCCCUGGCAAGUAGCCGACCGAGCAGGAGACAGAUAACAGAGCUGCAGCCGGGAUCUCGCUGGGGGGGGGCUGCAUUUUACGGUGACAACGAAGCGUGGAGACAAGAAAGGAAGGACGCUGACACUUUUGCUGUGCGGUACUUGUGUGGCAGAGAGAGAAAGCAGUGUUGCCUUUUUUUUUCCCCUCGUGGAUGUUAAAUGACGGAGAACUUUUGAAGAAGGAUUCAUCAUGUUGACAACAAGACCUUUCCACUUCUUCAUUUGAAGUUGCUGGAUUUACGCCCUCAACACAGACUCGCCCCGGUCUCGCGAGCGGUAAGAUGCCGUCUCCAGAUUCAGAAUGAGCAGUAAGUGGAUUAUGCCGGCAGUGUUCUGGGAUUCUUUUUUGCUUGAAUAAGAAAAUCCACGACUGCUGGAUGUGCUACUGAAGAGCGAAGAGGGGAUCUCUGGCUUUUGCUUCUUGUGUGGAUUACAGAUGGGCUUUGUGGUUCUUUUGUGCCGUCAUGGAUGGCUGCUCCCUGCUCGAUAUUAGGAGCAAGUGCAAACAGGAGCAGAAGUGGUUGUGGCUCAAAGAUUGAUUGAAGUGAUCGGUGCGAAUCCCCUAAAUGCCUCUGGGAUUCUUGCCAAACUUGAGGAAAUGGAAGACACUAUUUAGAAGCACUUGCUGAUCAACACCUUCACCCGGCAAGCUGACGACCCUCCGCGCCCCCAGCAGAAACACCCCUCCUCCUCCUCCUCCUCCUCCACCCCCGCAGGCAAGGAUGGUCCCCCCACCUCCCACCAACAAGCCCCACGUGUGCCUGUCCACCAUCCUGAUCAUGAGCAGCAUGGCGCUGAUCGACGCCUACCUGGUGGAGCAGAACCACGGGCCACGGAAGAUUGGCAUCUGCAUCAUGGUGAUGGUGGGAGACAUCUGCUUUCUGAUCGUGUUGCGAUAUGUGGCGGUGUGGGUGGGCGCCGAGGUUCGAACAGCCAAAAGGGGCUACGCCAUGAUCCUUUGGUUCCUCUACAUUUUUGUGCUGGAGAUCAAGGUCUACUUUGUGUAUCAAAACUACAAGGCAGACAGAAAGAGCCUUGACGCCUUGGCGAGGAAGGCUUUGACUUUGCUGCUUUCCAUUUGCAUUCCAGUCUUGUUUGUGGUGCUGGUGGCCAUAGACCACAUGGAGUAUGUCCGUGCUUUUAAGAAACGAGAAGAGAUCCGCAAUCGCCUUUUUUGGGUGGUGGUGGAUUUACUGGACAUACUGGACAUCCAGGCCAACCUGUGGGAGCCCCAGAAGAAGGGUCUUCCUCUGUGGGCAGAGGGUCUGAUGUUCUUCUACUGCUACAUCUUGCUCCUCGUGCUGCCCUGCGUGUCACUCAGCGAGAUCAGCAUGCAGGGCAUCAACAUCGUGCCGCACAAAAUGCUCCUCUACCCCAUUCUGAGCUUGGUGACCAUCAACGUCAUCACACUUUUCAUCCGCGGAGGCAACAUGAUCUUCUACAGGGACGCCAGGGUGUCUGGGAUUCUGAUAGGCAAGAACAUCCUGGCAAUCAUCAUAAAGACCUGCAGCUUCGUGCAGUACAGGAGACAGUUGCAGAACGCUCCUCCUGCAUUCGGAGUCGAGCUGCAGAAGAACUCGGUGGCUCACGCUCGCCCAAACCCCACCCCUCCCCAAGUGGUGAUACAGGACCAGACAGCUCUGCCUGAGGUGACGACAUGCGAGCACACAUGACAGAAUGGUGAGGUGACGCCUCGGGACAUGACUCAAAACCACCCUCAGGAUGCUGACGGGACACAUUCCCCCACAGAGAACUCCUGUGCAACGGAGCCCCCAUUCCUAUCAUGGUGCAAAAACACAUCUGUUGUGGUUCUCCGAUUACUUUCUCAUCUGUGAAUCCAGCCACCUGUGUAUCUUUUCUAAUUGUAACGAUCAAAGAAAAGGCAAGAUGAGAGUAUAUAUUUUUCAACUGUGUGUGUUGCAUUUUAAUCACAAGGGUCGGUGUGCUAUUGUGUGUAUUUCCGUUGCUUGAGUGUACUUUAGUCGUCGAAGGCUUUACCGGACCGAAAGUAACCAGCCAGAGAAUUGAAGAAAAUUACUGUUGAAGACGUGUGUUUUAUAUGUCAUUCUUUGAUAAUGUAUUGUGUACAAGAUAAAAGAGAUCAAUUAUUAUUCUGGCUUUGGCAUUUUUGUAUGAAAGAAACGUGGAUUGCACUAUAAUUAAAGUAUUUUCUCACAUUAUCUGUACUUUAUUAUCAAUAAAUACGUUCAUUGAGCAAGCCUCAUAGGACCCUCAACAGUUGUAACUUAUGGUUUUCGAGUUCCUUGUUACACAUGUUAGAAGCACCUGCUGCAGAAGUUCUAAAACUCUGGGCAGCCAGAGCUCCGCCCCCAUUUAUUAUUGUUGCUGUUACAUAGUCAAUUCUACCCAGUCAAUAUC
Messenger RNA from Synchiropus splendidus (mandarinfish), 2576 nucleotides. RefSeq names its product transmembrane protein 121. The transcript has 2 exons. Bases 920 to 1870 code for a protein of 316 amino acids. The record is from RefSeq and is a predicted model, not a curated record. Lineage: Eukaryota; Metazoa; Chordata; Actinopteri; Syngnathiformes; Callionymidae.